This is a messenger RNA of Miniopterus natalensis, 2745 nucleotides long. Lineage: Eukaryota; Metazoa; Chordata; Mammalia; Chiroptera; Miniopteridae. The record is from RefSeq and is a predicted model, not a curated record.
UGGUGCUGGCUAGAGUGUAUGCUUUUGGACCCAAGCUUAUCUUCUCAAAUGUGGAAUCCCAGGCCUUCAUUGGUUUCUGAAAGAAGUUGACUACCUGAAAGGAAACUGCAAAACAUGAAAAUCGCCCUGAGGUGACCAACAAGUCCAUUGGCUCCUUACUCCUCCCAGGGCUGGAUCUGAGGUUGAAGAACUGUAACUUCAGAUGAGGAAACUUGGGCCCAGAGAGAAGGAGUGACAGCCCGAGGCACAUCGUGUGCAGCUCGGACCUCUGACUGCGGGCGGCACACGGCCCCCCUUCAACUUGGUUUGGAGCUGGAGUUCCUUGUAAGACCCCCAAUGGCGGACCAGAGGAUGGACAUUUCUUCAACAAUCAGUGAUUUCAUGUCCCCGGGCGCCACCGACCUCCUCUCCAGCCCCCUCGGCACCAGUGGCGUGGAUUGCACCCGCAAACGGAAAGGCAGCUCCACCGACUACCAACUUGAUGACUUUUCUUUUGAGGAAAGCAUGGACACAGACAAAGAUGACCCCCAUGGAAGGUUAGAAUACACGGAGCACCAAGGAAGGAUGAAAAACGCACGGGAAGCUCACAGUCAAAUUGAAAAGAGGCGUCGGGAUAAAAUGAACAGUUUUAUUGAUGAAUUGGCGUCCUUGGUACCAACGUGCAAUGCGAUGUCCAGGAAAUUAGAUAAACUUACUGUGCUAAGGAUGGCUGUUCAGCACAUGAAAACUUUACGAGGUGCCACCAAUCCAUACACAGAAGCAAACUACAAACCAACUUUUCUGUCAGAUGAUGAGUUGAAACACCUCAUCCUCAGGGCAGCAGAUGGAUUUUUGUUUGUCGUAGGAUGUGACCGAGGGAAGAUACUCUUUGUCUCAGAGUCUGUCUUCAAGAUCCUCAACUACAGCCAGAAUGAUCUGAUCGGUCAGAGUCUGUUUGACUAUCUGCACCCGAAAGACAUUGCCAAAGUCAAGGAGCAGCUCUCGUCCUCCGACACGGCCCCCCGGGAGCGACUGAUCGAUGCGAAAACUGGACUUCCAGUUAAAACAGAUAUAACCCCUGGGCCAUCUCGGUUAUGUUCUGGAGCACGGCGUUCUUUCUUCUGUAGGAUGAAGUGUAACAGGCCUUCAGUGAAGGUCGAAGACAAGGAUUUCCCCUCCACCUGCUCAAAGAAAAAAGCAGAUAGAAAAAGCUUCUGCACAAUCCACAGCACGGGCUAUUUGAAAAGCUGGCCACCCACAAAGAUGGGGCUGGACGAAGACAAUGAACCGGACAACGAGGGGUGCAAUCUCAGCUGCCUGGUCGCCAUAGGACGGCUGCAUUCGCACAUGGUUCCACAGCCGGUGAACGGGGAAAUCAGGGUGAAAUCCAUGGAGUAUGUUUCUCGGCACGCAAUAGAUGGGAAGUUUGUUUUUGUAGACCAGAGGGCAACAGCUAUUUUGGCAUAUUUACCGCAAGAACUUCUAGGCACAUCAUGUUACGAAUAUUUUCACCAAGAUGACAUAGGCCAUCUUGCAGAAUGCCAUAGGCAAGUUUUACAGACGAGGGAAAAGAUCACGACUAACUGCUAUAAGUUUAAAAUCAAGGAUGGCUCUUUCAUCACACUGCGGAGUCGGUGGUUCAGUUUCAUGAACCCUUGGACCAAGGAAGUAGAAUACAUUGUCUCCACCAACACUGUUGUUCUAGCCGACGUCCUGGAAGGCGGGGACCAAGGCUUCCCGCAGCUCACAGCGUCCCCCCACAGCAUGGACGGCAUGCUGCCCCCUGGAGAAGGUGGCCCAAAGAGGACCCACCCCACUGUUCCGGGGAUUCCUGGGGGAACCAGGGCUGGGGCAGGAAAAAUAGGUCGAAUGAUUGCUGAGGAAAUCAUGGAAAUCCACAGGAUAAGAGGGUCCUCGCCUUCCAGCUGCGGCUCCAGCCCCCUGAACAUCACAAGCACACCUCCCCCAGAUGCCCCUUCUCCGGGAGGCAAGAAGAUUUUAAAUGGAGGGACUCCAGACAUUCCUUCCAGUGGCUUACUACCUGGGCAGGCUCAGGAGAACCCAGGCUAUCCGUAUUCCGAUAGUUCUAUUCUUGGGGAGAACCCUCAUAUAGGCAUGGACAUGAUAGACACCGAUCAAGGCUCAAGCAGUCCCAGUAACGAUGAAGCAGCAAUGGCUGUCAUAAUGAGCCUCUUGGAAGCAGAUGCUGGCCUGGGUGGCCCUGUUGACUUUAGCGACUUGCCAUGGCCGCUGUAAACACUACCUGUUGCUUUAGCAACAGCUACAGUAUCAAAGUGCAUUACUGGUGGAGUUUUACAGUCUGAGAAGCUUACUGGGUAAGGAGAGAACAGCUUUUAUGUACUGUCUUCAUAAAAGCCAUCUCAGAGCCAUUGAUACAAGUCAAUCUUACUAUGUGUAACUUCAGACAAAGUGGAACUAAGCCUGCUCCAGUGUUUCCUCAUCAUUGAUUAUUGGGCUAGCUGUGGAUAGCUUGCAUUAAUUGUAUAUUUUGGAUUCUGUUUGUGUUGAAUUUUUUAAUCAUUGUGCACAGAAGCAUCAUUGGUAGCUUUUAUAUGCAAAUGGUCAUUUCAGAUGUAUGGUGUUUUUACACUACAAAGAAAUCCCCCAUGUGGAUAUUUCUUAUACUAAUUGUAUCAUAAAGCUGUUUAUUCUUCCUUGUAAGAAUCCUUUACUAUAAAUAUGGGUUAAAGUAUAAUGUAUUAGACAGUUAAAUAUUUUUAAUAAAUGUUUCCCUUGUUCUAUAAA